UGUUAGACCCCAUUUGUCAGAGCUUCCUUGUCCUUCCCUGUCAGGUCACUCCCUUUGCUGCAGAAGCCCUUAAUUCUAAGCCAAUAGAGGGUUCCCCAGAACCAGCAUGGGGGUGGUCUGGUCCUUUCACCCCGGACUCCUAGCAGUCAAGGCCUAGGUUGUAGCAGUGACCCUUGGCAUAAUCUGGAGUUGUGGGAAACGAUCUGGUCUGGCCUUCCCAUUUUACAAGUGAAGAAACUGAGGCCCAGCGAUGCCAUGACUCAAACAAGGUCACAAAUAGAGCUCCUCCCAUUGUAUCAUUGGUGCUUCCUCUACCACAAGGGGAGAGGAGAUUUAGUGGAAGCAGAUUUGGACUGGGAGUCGGACAGCCCGGGCUCAAACCCGAGUUUUGUUAUGUGCUCCUGGAGUGACCUUGUGGAAGUUCUCCCUGCCUCAGUUCCCUCAUCUGUGAGGAAGGGUCUGGACAAGAUCUAGGACUCAGGAGCUGACCCCCUUCUUUAUUUGUAAGGGGCUCAGCACGGUGCCUGGUACAUCGUAGGCGCUAUAUAAAUGCUUGUUUCUUUCCCCUUCCUCCAUUCCACCUUCACACUCUCAUCCUCGCUCCUGAGCAUCUCUCAGUCUCCACGGCCAGGCACGGCCCCUCCGGCUCAGGCCCGGAAGGGGUUAGUCCCGGGCCUCGGACCUGCCCGCCCCACACUCAAACCCCCGGAAAGGCGUGGGAGGGGGCGGCCGGAACUUCCCUGCUCUGUCAGAAGUCGGAGCAGGGUUUGCUUUUGCUGCUGUCCCUGCGUCAAGGAAGAGGGGGUGCUGCGUGGGCCCCCUGCAUCUCCCCGCCUUGCCCUUCGCGGGCCAUGGCUUCCGACCUCUCGUAGCGGUAGAGCCAAGAUCCGAGGGCCGCGCAGUGCCCCCUCCACCCCCUGUUGUAAGUUGAGGGAGGCCCCGCCCUCCUGGGGACCUGACCCGGGCCCCACCGAAGGUUGGGGGGGCGGGGCUGGAUUCCUGGAGCCUGUGGGUGGUCAGGCUAAAGGGGGGGAGGGGGGACUGGGGACUGGGUGCGGUUCGCAUUACAAUGGAGUUCCCUGCAGGGUCCCCACGAGGAGCUCCCCACCCCAAGUGUGGCUCGGCCAGCCCCGGGGGGCAGUCACCCCCCAGGUCGUGGGACGCCCGGAAAGCUAGGCUGUCCUGGGGUCUGCAGGCAUCCUGUUGCUGUCACCGCGAGGCUGCGGAAAGCGAGGCUGGCCCGCACUGCGGGAGGCUGCGCUCUCCCCGGCUGCGGGGCGGGGCCGCAGCCUGCCCCGCUGCCCCUCCCCGCGGGCCGGGGGCGGGCGCUGGCCCGGGCCAAUGAACGGGGCCGCCCGCCUGAGUGACGGGAGCCCCCCGCCCCUGGCCCGCAGUCAAGCGCUGCCUCCGCCCCCUCUGUCCAGCUCCUGCCUUCGCCUCCCCUUUUUCUCGCUGCUUCCUCUCCAUCGGCAUCUCGCUGCCUCUGCUCCGCUGCCCGCGCUGCUCCCGCUCGGCCUCGUGGGCCGCCGCUGGCCGCAGCCUCCCUUCGGCCACCCCGCCACGCCGUUCUUCGUCUCCCUCGCCUCCGUCCUGCCCGCCCUGCCUCCGCUGCCGGCUUUCCCGCAGUCCCCAUUCAUUGUCCCCUGCCUCGCCUGUCCCCGUUCCCUGCCUCCAUCUCUGUGGCGGGGGGCCCCUGCCUCGCCGUCCCCGGCUCUCCACCACCCUCCUUCCCUCCCCCAUCCCGUCUUCCUGGACUGGGAUUUCUGCAGUCUCCCCUGUCCCAUCCACCCUCACCCUUCUGCUGCUUUCUCUGUGGGAAUCUGGGAGAGGGCUGGGGUCCCAGCCCUGAGGGGGCUCCUGCAAACGGGAUCAGAGGUCAUUUGGUCCAUCCCUCUGCCUUCAAGCUGCGCCAGUCCUGGACAGAAUUGGUUUCUUAGAGUUCUUCAGAGCGAGAGAAACUCAAAGCAGGUGAGCAGGAGAAUCCUGAAGUUAGUGGCUUCUGGGAGAGGCCAGGCCCACUGACUCCAAACCCCGUGCUUCCUCUACACUAGCCAUGGACCGCAAAGCCUUCGGAUGGAGUGGGCAAGAAGUGUGGCCAGAUUGGGAACUUGGAUAUGUUAUCCCACACACUGGAUGGAGGAGGGAGUGGCUUUGGGAGGAGUCAAGGGUAGGAAUUGGGGUAAGUGGGUCAAAAGGGCUAUGUAGUAGAUAGCAUGGUGGAUUUGGAAUUAGGAAGACUUAGAACACUUUUUUUUAUUUGAUUUAAUUUUUUACUAGCAUGGCACCUCAGUUUCCUCAUCUGUAAAGUGGGGAUGAUGAUACCUGUAUUAUAGGGUUUUAACGUAUACAAAGUGCUUUGAAAAUUUUACAUGAUUGUAUCGUUAUUAUCUUUCAGGAGGACCUGACGACAUCUUGUUCUCAGUGGUCUCGCCCAAAAAGAUUGUUCCUGGGGUAAACCACUCAGUGCUUUAUUUCUGCCAGUAAAAUAUUAAUAUACACAUCA
This is a messenger RNA of Phascolarctos cinereus (koala), 2503 nucleotides long. NCBI's taxonomy places the organism in Eukaryota, Metazoa, Chordata, Mammalia, Diprotodontia, Phascolarctidae. The record is from RefSeq and is a predicted model, not a curated record.